UUCCAUCUUUGCUUUUUCUUUGUUUUCGAAAACACUUUUUAUUGUUUUUGGAAAUUUGUUUCUGUUUUUAUCGUCUAUCAAAUUUUCGAUCAUGUGUUAAUUCUGAAUUAGAAAGAAGCUGAGUGAGACGACUGAGAAGAAGGCUUGGGUGUCACUCGUUGUUUGCAGGGCCAAUCGCUAGUGGUGCUAACGUGCGCCUCUCUCUGCUGUCUGCAAUCUAACCAUUGAUUUCCUUCUUUUUGUCUUUGAUCCUCGAUUCUGACUGUUGGAUUGGCCGAUUACUCUCAUUUGCUCCACUUGCUUUCUGUUAUUCAUUGCUUUCUGUUUGCGGAUAGGGUUAACGUCCGCCAGCCUUUGCAAGCAGCAUCGCCUUAUUCUUCUCUCUCCUCGGUUUGGGGUUGGGGUUGGGGUUCGUAUGUUGAGUUUGUACGGACGCUGACUCUGAUCUGUUAAUGGAGUCUUGCAUCGAAACGGGAGAAAACGAAACCCUAACCCUAUUUUGUGUCCCAAUUUUGAGCGGAAAAGCGAGAGAUGUCAUGGAAGUUCUCUAGUAUUACCUGUAACACCGAUCGGGGAUAAGGCGGUGUUUGGCGGUCGACGGAAUUGUCAUUUUUUAUGUUGUGUUAGUGUUUCCUUGAAUUGCUUGGAUGGAGAUGGCGCGGAAUGAGAUUGGCAGCGGCGGAAGUAACAGUAAGAGCAGUGAUUCCUUUAUCGAUCGAAGCAACGUGCGGAUUUUGUUGUGCGACAACGAUACCAAGAGUUCGGACGAGAUCUUCACUCUUCUCUGCGGGUGCUCCUAUCAAGUAACAUCAGUGAGGUCAGCUAGACAGGUGAUUGAUGCAUUGAAUGCUGAGGGACAUGAUAUUGAUAUCAUACUCGCUGAAGUUGACCUUCCAAUGACCAAAGGCAUGAAGAUGUUAAAGUACAUUAUGCGGGAUAAGGAGUUGCGACGCAUACCCAUUAUCAUGAUGUCCGCACAGGACGAGGUUUCUGUUGUUGUGAAGUGCUUGAGACUUGGUGCAGCUGACUACCUUGUAAAGCCUUUGCGCACAAAUGAACUAUUGAACUUGUGGACUCACAUGUGGAGAAGGCGGCGAAUGCUUGGACUUGCAGAGAAGAACAUCUUGAAUUAUGAUUUUGAUGUGGCAGCUUCAGACCCUAGUGAUGCUAAUACAAACAGUACUAUGUUCUCGGAUGAUACGGAUGACAAGUCACGGAUGAGUGCCAAUCCAGAGAUGGUUGUUUCAGUUCAUCAGGAAGAUGAGUCUAAUGCUACUAUUGAUAGCACUGAUGUUGCUGCUGAGCCUCCAGUUGUGAAUCAGUUGGAAUGUCGGCCUGAUGUUCCAGGAAUUAGUGACAGGCGAACAGGACAACUUCUUUCAGGUCCAAAGAAGAGUGAGCUGAAGGUUGGUGAGUCUUCUGCCUUCUUUACAUAUGUCAAAUCAAGCAUGAUUAAAACCAAUUCUCAAGGGAUUCCCAACAUCAAUGAAAGUGCUCCUCAACAUUCAAGGAUGGAAGAGAGAGUUCAAGCAUGGAGUGAAAAGGGGGUUAAUGAUACCCAAGAACAUGAAAAUGGAGAGGCAUGGGAAAACUAUUCACAAGGAGAUGACUUUCCAAGCAGUAACAGCAUCCCUGAUUCUCUUUCUGUGGAGAGGUCUUGUACCCCUCCUGCACCAAUCGAAUUUGUACAAGGAAGGAACUCGAAGGGAGAAGAGUUCUCUCAGGUGCCAAUUCAUCCAAGAAAUGAACAUCAAGUUGAUAUUUCAGGGUUUCCGGGGCACACUGCUUACCCAUAUUGUAUGUCAGGAGUGGUGAAUCAAGUGAUGAUGCCAUCAUCUGCACAGCUGUAUCCGAAGAGCCUGCAUGACAUGCAAAAUAAUGCUACUACUCCUGCCAUGCUACCUCAGUACAAUCAUCUUCCACAAUGUCCUCCCCAUGGGCCUGGAGUUGCAUCAUUUCCUUAUUAUCCAGUUAGUAUAUGCCUGCAACCAGGUCAAAUGUCCACUACACACCCCUGGCCAUCAUAUGGAAAUUCAUCUUCCACUGAAGUGAAAGGUAAAGUAGAUAGAAGAGAGGCUGCCUUGAUAAAGUUUAGGCAGAAAAGGAAGGAGCGUUGUUUUGACAAGAAAAUUAGAUAUGUGAACAGAAAACGACUUGCUGAAAGGAGGCCACGUGUGAGAGGACAGUUUGUGAGGAAAAUGAAUGGUGUAAAUGUGGAUCUUAAUGGGCAACCUGCUUCUGUUGAUUUUGAUGAGGAUGAAGAGGAGUAUGAGGAGGAGAAUGCAUCAAGGGAUUCUACUCCUUGAUGCAUUCUCCUGGGGAUGAUCCUUUGGGAUAUCAUUGUUGAGCUGCUAGUAGUUCCCUUGCAGUUAGAAAGCUUUUGUUCUAAAAGUUCCUGUGCCUUUCUCUGUUCACUUGGCAGCUGUCCAUGCUCUCUUGGGUGAAUGGGAAGUGGUACUUGGGCAUUUCUAUCAUAUUGAUGCUGGGGGGUAUACUACUUUAAGCAUGCCAAUAUCCAUUUCCUUCACUUGCCCAUUGAAGUAGGGGUGGAACAUGUUGCCACUUGUUGCUUAUCCUGUUUUUAAGGCCAAAUGUGCCACUGGUUCACCUUGCUUAAAUAACACAAUCACAAGGAGCUUUUUGAUCAGGGUUUACACCUGCAGGUUGGGGAUAAUGGACCCAGAAGCUCCAUACACUAUCAUUUUCAGUAUGCAAAUCCGUAUGGUUGGAUUGCCUCUCCAGUUUCUUUGAAGAAAGGCUGAUGGAUUCUCUAAAAUACUCUUGAAGGAGAGAAGGCAACAUUUGGUUCUGACUACCACUAAUCCAACAUGAUACUUUUCUACACCAAUUUCUUGUCAUAGCGAGUCAAGACUGUUUGUCUUGGGAGUUGGAAUGUUCCAGCUUCACUAUCAUAAACUUUGAUGCCUGCAUCUUUGUUGAGGAAAUUUCAGGUUUUGAUUGCAAGGUGGGAACUAAAUCUCAUAGGAGAAAUGAUUAGUUCGCUCAACAUGUCUGAGUGCUUCUCUGGUCGGCAAACUGAUACAUGGUGUGGUUUCUCUUCUUAAAAUCAAGGGCGUUCUUACAUUGUGUCUUGCUUGCAGGAGUGUGUGUGGAGAAGGUGAUUGGAAAUUUUAGUGUGAAGAAGUUCAGCUCUUCAGUGCUGAGAUGUAAGGAUGGCUAUUCUUGUUUGUGGAUAUUCAUGGAGUGCUAGAGACAGUUUAAGAAUGUUGAAAAGAAAAAUUUAUUGGAAUUCACAAAAUAUAUUUUCCAAUAGUUUCAGAGGCAUUAAUGUUGAAGGGAAGCACAAGACAUCAGUCAAGACUCGGAAAGCAGCAGAAGUGUUACUUUCUAUCACAAAGUAUAUACUAAUUUUUAUUUGACAUUAUGUAAGGUUAUCAUUGUCUCCUAUCAAUCAAGGAAGCAGCUGAGGUGUUGCGAGGAGACCAUUUUGUGAAUGAUCCCCACUUUGAUAGUGCUCACAAACAUCCAUAUGUUCUGAGCCACAGUGGCUAGUAGGUCAGUUGCAAUUGGAGGAAAGUGCUGGAUCUCAAAAUCCAAUGUUUGACUCUCCAGGUCGCUGCCCUCAGCUCCACUAUCCAUUUGGGUUGUUCCCUGAUAAGAUUGAUGUAUGAAAUGUGGUAGGCUCCAGUUCCACUUGCUUUCCUUUCCCAACAUCGACCAGCCACUCUUACGACUUUCAGGACUCAAGACCCCGGAUUCCAAUUCGUAAUUCAAUUCCCUUGAUAACUCCAACUGGAAGGAGAUGGAAAGCAACUCCAAUGGGGUGGAUAGACAAACCAUCCAACGCUCUCAUUUGACUAGGACUAGAGGUACCCCUAGAGGUCAUCAAGACGUCAUCCCAAGGAUACAACGUGGCUGGUCUCUUGUAAAUUAAAAUUCUUUUGGUCCCGAUGCUGAAGAAUUAGAUCAGCAUAGAAGACGAUACGGGAAAAGGAAGCUUUCUCCAA
Vitis riparia (riverbank grape) is the source of this 3968-nucleotide messenger RNA. Its product is annotated as two-component response regulator-like APRR1. Gene Ontology annotation, molecular function: protein binding. The record is from RefSeq and is a predicted model, not a curated record. Lineage: Eukaryota; Viridiplantae; Streptophyta; Magnoliopsida; Vitales; Vitaceae. Gene Ontology annotation, biological process: phosphorelay signal transduction system; cytokinin-activated signaling pathway. The transcript is spliced from 9 exons. Bases 648 to 2306 code for a protein of 552 amino acids.